CUCACGUUUUUUUUUUGUGGUUGUUGCAGGCUGUGGGCGUUCACUGCAGGAUGGGAAGAGGAAGGUCUGGAGUCAUGGCCGCCUGCUACCUGGUGCGUUUCAAGGACAUGACACCAGAGAGGGCCGUGUCGGAGAUCCGGCUGAUUCGGCCCAAUUCCAUCGAGACGCCGGAACAGGAGAGGUCCAUCAUCAGGUACUUCGACUGUUUACGCGGCACCGCCUCCGCCCAGAUCCAAGCAAUCGAAGAUGACACCGAGCGUUUCAACAAAUUGUAAAC
Messenger RNA from Nicrophorus vespilloides, 277 nucleotides. RefSeq names its product dual specificity protein phosphatase 23-like. NCBI's taxonomy places the organism in Eukaryota, Metazoa, Arthropoda, Insecta, Coleoptera, Silphidae. Gene Ontology annotation, biological process: cilium assembly; dephosphorylation. The transcript has a single exon. Bases 51 to 275 code for a protein of 74 amino acids. The record is from RefSeq and is a predicted model, not a curated record. Gene Ontology annotation, molecular function: phosphatase activity.